GAGCGCGGGAAGCCGCCGCCGCCAUCUUGUGGCGGGGGCGACGCGGCCGGGCUGGGCCGCUCCGCUCGGCCCGGCUCGUCUCGGCCCCGGGGUCCGAGGGGAAAUGGCGCCUCUGGGGUGAGGGGCAGCCCCGCGUCCCGUCACAGCUCGACCCCCGGCCAGGACGAGCCCCCCUCGGGCGGCUCCUCUCCUCCCGUCCGGGCGCUGAGGGAGACCCCUCGGCUUAAAGCUCCCGGUUGGGUGGGGAAAGUGCGUUUUAAAGCACUGUAAAGGAGAAAGUCUGCUGUAAAGCUCAGCUGAGGAGGUGUGCGGAAGUGCCCAGAGACAGCGUGCCCUGCUCCGAUUUCCAGGCCUGUGAGCACAUGGAUUGCUUUGAGAACGGCAAGUUCGGGACUCAGCCGGGCUCCCAGCAGCACAGGGACAGUGAUACAAGAGACAUUCCAGAUGAUUGCAGAAACAGGGGAAAUAGUAGAAAUCUUAAUACCGGCAGUGGCUGUCAGGUGGAUGAGGCUGACAGACCUGUCAAGCGCCUCCGAAGGAAGAGAAGACUGCUGCUGGAGUCUGAGGAUGAUGAGGAAAACGCAGAUGAGGAUGAGGAGAAGAAUAAAUCAAAUAAUAUGAAAAGCCGCAGAAACACUAAACCAAUAAAACAAGUUGUUCCUGGAAAGAAGAAGGUAUGGAACUGGGCUUCCUACUUAGAAGAGGAACGGAUGCCAGCUGCUCCCCUCAAACUGUUCAGAGAGUAUCAGUCAUUCCCACAAGGCCGAAAUGGAUUUAAAGUUGGGAUGAAAUUGGAAGGGCUGGAUCCUGAGCACCCGUCUCGGUUUUGCGUUCUCACAGUGGCUGAGGUCCAGGGGUACAGACUGCGAUUGCACUUUGACGGGUAUCCGGAGUGCUACGACUUCUGGGUUAACGCUGACUCCUCAGACAUCCAUCCUGUCGGCUGGUGUGAAAAAACAGGGCAUAAGCUGCUCCCUCCUAAAGGUUUCAAGGAAGGAGAAUUUAAUUGGACUUCCUAUUUGAAGAACUGCAAAGCUCAAGCAGCUCCAAAAAGCCUUUUUAAGACCCUCAGCACUCCUGUCACACCCUCUGGUUUUCGCCUGGGAAUGAAGCUGGAGGCCGUGGACAGGAAGAACCCAUCGCUGUUGUGCGUUGCAACCGUCACAGACAUGGUGGAUAACCGCCUGCUGAUUCAUUUCGAUAACUGGGAUGAGAGUUACGACUACUGGUGUGAAGCGAGCAGCCCGUAUAUUCGUCCUGUUGGCUACUGCCAAGAAACCGGAACCCCACUGACAACACCACCUGGAUACAAGGAUUCCAAAGCCUUCUCUUGGGAGAAAUACUUGGAAGAAACUAAUUCCCAGGCGGCCCCAGCAAGAGCAUUCAAACUGCGUCCUGCCCACGGCUUCCAAGUUAAUAUGAAGUUAGAGGCGGUGGACAGAAGAAAUCCCAUCUUGAUAAGAGUGGCAACAAUAGUUGACAAAGACGACCAUCGUAUUAAGAUUCAUUUUGAUGGUUGGGAUCAUAAUUACGAUUUCUGGGUCGAUGCAGACAGCCCCGAUGUUCAUCCAGUAGGCUGGUGUGCAAAAACUGGACACGCUUUGCAAGUCCCUCUAGGUGCUGCCGAUCGAGUGGGGACGGUGGGACAAGCGUGUCCUACUCCAGGCUGCCACGGUAUCGGUCACGUCAGGGGACCACGAUACGGAACUCAUUAUACGUUAGUUGGCUGCCCGUAUUCUGAUGUGAAUCUCAACAGAGAGAGCUCGCUGCAGGACCGUCUGAGCGGGGAGAGACCUUCCCCCAGCAGCCUGCAGAGAGCCAAGAGGCCGGAGCCUCCUGCCCCGUUCCUGCCGGCAGCGGGGGCGUCUCCCCGGGAGGACUCUCCGCAGGCCGGAAAAUCCCCACAAGACAGUGAAAAGUCGUGUCCAAGCAGCGUUCACAGUCUGUCGGAGCAGCUGGAAAACAAUCAGGAGAGAGACUGGGGAGAAGAGGAUUCCUCUGCAGACAUCAAAGCCAAACCCAAAACGCUUGCCUGCUCACAUGCCUACAUAAAGUUCCAGCUGGUGAAACAGGAAGGCAAUGGGAAAGACGCGGAUUUGGAUCUCCAGCAGGCCCUCCACCAGUCCAUCUUCAUGCCUUCCCUGGCCUCUAACCCGACCCACCGGCUCCAUCUCUGCUGGGAGCAGCACUGCAAGCUCUUGCCGGAGGUCUCGGGGCUCACGGCCAAACAUGUGGCCAAGUGGAGCGUGGAAGAGGUGGUGAGCUUCAUCCAGCGGUUACCGGGCUGCAAAGAGCAAGCGUCUGUUUUCAGGGAAGAGCAGAUCGAUGGUGAGGCUUUCCUGCUCCUCAACCAGAGCGACAUCGUUAAAAUCCUCAGCAUCAAGCUGGGUCCUGCGCUGAAGAUCUACAACGCCAUUCUCAUGUUCAAGUCUGCAGAGGAGAACUGAGACGAGCCCUUCGGCAGAGCCCACGGGGAUCUUCAGCGGAUCCAGCUUCGGCUUUGCAGCGUGCCCAGCAGGCAGAUUGCAACGCUGAAGAACUUCUUAGACAUAUUUUGAGGACAUAAUAAUCCUGCCACAGUCUGGAAUACGGGGCAGCUUCACUUCCAAGAAGAGGAUAUUAUUAUAUUUUGUAAUUGCAUUUGGUUUUGAUAUAUCAAUCUCUUUUUGAGAUGUAGAAGAAACCUCCGGUUAUAAGGGGAAUCCAGGGUAGCACUGGUGGAGCUGCAACAGCGAGCAGAAAGCUCUGAGUAAAGUGGCCGCUGUGUCCAGUGAUAGUGCCUGAGAGAGAGACUGUGUUAUCACCAGCGUGUUUAAUAGUCUGUAUGUAUAAAAACUCGAAGAAAGUGGGAAAAGGAUGCACUUCAGAGCAACUCGCCUGUAUCCGUCGAUGCUGAGACCACAGAGCUGACCUUUUUGGGACUCAUGUUUGAAUUCCAGUGUCUCCUGGGUGUUCUCAUGCCCUUGGCCCCCGGGCUGCUCACACCCCAGCUGGAAGGUGCUGUGGGCAAAGGGUUUUCACCAGCCGUGGUUUGCAUCGUUUCUGGUAACAAGUAAAACGUUCUCAUUCAUGUCACCAGCGAGCAGGAAACAAGCCCUGUGUAGGUGGGCUUUGGGUGGGCAAGGGCCUCUCCAGAAAUGUCUCCCACAGGAGACAAAGAUCAGUGUUUCAGCUGUAAUUCUCUUGUUGGCUGUUUGGACCAGGAACAUCUUAUGGCAAAUUGGCACAAUCAGGAGCUCCUGGGAAUCUGAUGGGUUGGUUUUGGUCACCUCCACUGUCAGGUGAAUGCCAGGAAUAGGAGCUGGAAGCCCAGCAGCAGCCAGCGUGUGCGUGUGGAUGCAAACACAUUUCCUAGAAGCUAUUUGCUUUUAUUUUUGAGCUAUGGAAGCUCCUGACCACGUAGUGUUUUAGCCUUUUCAGCCCCCAGCUGGGCUCGGGCGUGUUCUGCAGUCGGUGUGCUGGAGCAGCAGGACGCGGCUCCUCUGCCGCUGUAGUGGCGAGGCAGGCAGAGCACACUGGGAAUUCUGGAGGGGAAGUGGGGUUUAAACAGCAAAACGAGGGAAAAUUCCUUCUCAAAAGAGAGAAUUGAUCUGUGUCAGGGAGGAAGCCGAGCCUGUGGCUGCAUUCUGUCUGUGCUCUCCUGGUGGAGCGGGGAACGAGUGUUUCUUGCUCCACUCAAACUCAGAGCAUCAUUAUAUGAAUGUGCCCACGGGACCAUGAUGUCCUGGGUGGGGGAUUUCCACGCCGGCCCUUCCCGAGCUGUUCUCUUCCCGUGGAAGCCCUGGAAGAAGCGCUGGGCCCUGCUGGGGCUCCUCUCCGUGUUCCAUCCGUGCCCGGCAGCGAGCUGGCUCCUCACUCUUCCUCUGGCUGCUCUCCCUGAUAGGUAUUUGCCUGUUCUGGAGUUUAGCUAGACCCACCUUAGCUAGGAGAGCCUUUUACCCCUCGUUCAGAGCUGCCAGGCUGAAUCCUAUGUGUGUGGAGCCUUCUGAGCGGAAGGCAGAAGGCAGCCGUGCCGUCAGCCUCUGCCCAGGCCUGCGUGGGUUUCUCAGGGCUCUGCAUCCACCCGUAGGCACCUCAGACUCCAUCCUGCAGCUGGCAUCUCUGUCACCAGUGUUGUGCUGUAGUCCCAGCCCCGCAGCUUCUCGAGCGCUGUUGGGAACAGAAGGAACGCGCUGUCCGUGGCCGCGUGGGCGGUGACAAAGGGAACGCGCUUGGUCUUCCUUCCCCAGUCACUCCGUGUCCCUUGUCCAACGCUCCGGCUGCCGAGAAGGUCUGUGUGACUUCCCUAAAGUCCCGAGUUCCUUAAAACUGUAAUAGAGACGAAUCCACGCCUCUGAAGCCUUUCAGUCCUGGAUUAAUAGAUAGAGCAAUUUGUCUCCAUACUCUAUAUUUUUGUAUAAGGUGUUAAGGAGUUAAAGCCUUCAACAGAGAAGACAUAGGGCUGGCGGGAUAUUUAACAGACAAAACAUUACAUAUCAGCCAGGCAACUUCAGGAGAGAAAUGCGAUGCAGUGUUAAGGAUUAGUUAUGAAUUUAAUUUAUUAAAAUAGAUUUUUGGUAUGAUAACCAGGAUAUUCACCAAAGAGUCACGUUCCCCUAUCCCACUCUGCGCAUCCAGCGUCAGUGCAAAGACCUGAACUGCAGGCGGCCCGUCCCGGGCCCGACACAACUCGCCUUCGGGGCGAAGCGAAUGGUUCCCUGACAGCUGGAGCGGAGCAGCCGUGCCUGGAUUGUGCUGUUCCGGCUCGCCACCCGCUUCCAAAAUAGCGCCGAGCCUCCUUUGCCCCAGCGUGACCCCAGCCAGGUGGGGCGAGUGCGCUUGUGCUCUGUUCUGGUUUCCAGCGAGCAGGUCCUGCCAGAUUUUCUGUUUUACCUCCUUCCUCUGGGAAGCCGAGCCGGAGGACAGCGGAUUGCCCGCAGCAAUAAAACAAAAUGUAAUAUUAUUUCAUCUCUUUUACUAUAUAUAGAUAGAGGAUGAAGAGAAUCGGUGAACCAAGCAAUGAGAUUCUAGUCGCUGAAAUUAUUCAAACAGAAAUCUUUAAUCCUAGAGGCUUCCAAGCCAGCUGGAUCAGGGAUGAAAAUGUGUACUUGGAGCUUGUUCAAUGACAGCAAGAGUAGCACUUCAGCAGGAGGAAGGAGGAACCUUUUAGGGAUAGAAGCAGGAGGAAUGUGCUUCUUGUGCCUUUUUCUUUUGGUAAUCCAAUAAUUGUCUUUGCAGAGCAAGCAAGAAUGUGCACACAUCUAUGACUGACUCCUUUUCCAAAUAUAGCUAUAUCCUAAUAAAAUCAAGCAGCUUCACAAUAAUGCAAGGGCAGAAAGAUUUCCAGUGUCUUCACUGGACGUGUUUAAAAUUCCCUGAUAUUUACGAGGCAAAAAUACAACCUAAACCAGGUCGUUUUGUAGCCCCGUACCUUAGGAAUCCAUUGGUUGCUGCUGCCGUUUUGCUUCUCAGUGGCUCGUUUUGCUGCCAGGCUGUGCCUGGCCGGGCCCGGCUCUGGCUGUUGGCAGCGCUGAGCCAGGCCUGUCCGGGCGCGCGGUCUGCACGUGCCUUUGCCUGCCUGGUGCCCUCUUGUCUGACUGGAAACGUGCACUCUGAAGCAGAAAGCCAGAAGUUGUAGCUCUGUGGUGCAAAAAGCUGAAACUGGUUAAUGCCACCUGGCUCAGGAGGUUUUGUUGUCGGUGAAGCAUCAGCAGAAACCAGCUGUGGGUCCAGCUGAGCCCAGAAGUCACGCAGAAAUAUGAAUGUAUUACUUGGAAGCAACCCAGAGCUGUGACAGCCUCCCGUGCACUUGGGAAGUCUCAGUUCUCAAUUAAAAUGGAUCUUAUUUCUGGAUACGGUUUUGUUCCCAUACCCCGGGUUUUGAAAUCCAAAACGAUCACAUUUUUCUCUCUUUUCCCCUCCUCGGUAGGGAGUCCUGUUAGGUUUUUUCUGUGCCAUGACCAGCGAUCAUCCUUGUGAAACAGCAGCAACGACCUCCUGCUCCGGGCAGUGAGUCGCAUGGAAGCGGGACAGGGGAGCGUCGGCAGCACCGGCAGCGAAGCUCUACAGCCAAAGAAAACCCGACGUUGAGCCCGGGGAUAAGCCAGUUCAGCUCUAGAAGAUUUCCUGCCUGCUACUUCCAUGCCCUGCUCGGGUUUAUACGACAGAAAGCUUUAGAGAUUUUGACAUCCUCUCCGUCACGUGACGAGCGAGCUUAUUUUGGAAAUUCCUGUUCCUUGAGCUGGAAACGCGUGCAGGGGAAGGGAGCGAGUUGUCUGGGCCCAGCCUCUGCAACGUUUGCCUCUUUUAAACCAAAUACUUGAGCUUUUUGACACUAGCCAUGUCAUUGCACUCCACUGACACUUCUUCUGGAAAUGUGAAUAAAAUUAAUAUAAGUUGGAA
Messenger RNA from Columba livia (rock pigeon), 6381 nucleotides. RefSeq names its product lethal(3)malignant brain tumor-like protein 1. Gene Ontology annotation, cellular component: nucleus. The coding region runs from base 363 to 2447 and encodes 694 amino acids. The record is from RefSeq and is a predicted model, not a curated record. Gene Ontology annotation, molecular function: chromatin binding; zinc ion binding; histone binding. NCBI's taxonomy places the organism in Eukaryota, Metazoa, Chordata, Aves, Columbiformes, Columbidae. The transcript has 20 exons. Gene Ontology annotation, biological process: negative regulation of DNA-templated transcription.